Messenger RNA from Chilo suppressalis (striped riceborer), 2144 nucleotides. NCBI's taxonomy places the organism in Eukaryota, Metazoa, Arthropoda, Insecta, Lepidoptera, Crambidae. The record is from the annotation of a GenBank genome assembly.
AUGAAUCUAGUUGAUUUGUAUUUGAAUUUAGUUUAUGCAAUGAAUAUUCUUCCUCUUAGGGACUUUUUUAAAGAAAGAGGUGUCACAAAUGUUAUCAAUGUAAAUUGUAAUCAGAAAACCAUAUUUUGGCAUAGUAAGUUGUUCAAUGACUAUAAUAUUUAUUUGGCAAGUAUUGAUACUAAAGUAAAUGUCAGUGAAAUACCAUAUGGCCUUAAUAAGAUGGGGAUAGUGGUCAAUAGCUCCUGUGAAGAUUGGUUGCAGGCAUUCUAUUAUGUCGCAAAGAAUAUUUCUUUCAAAAGUUCUUUUGUCUGGCUAAUAGUAUCUGAAGAUAUAGAAUCAACAGCCAAUGCUUUGUCUAAUUAUUCAAUAGAAAUUGAUUCAGAUGUAACAAUUUUAUCAAAGGAGAUGGAUAUUUAUAAUUUUUAUGAGGUGUACCAUACAUAUUACUUUUAUGGUAAACUCUCUGUGAGAUAUGUGGGGUUUUGGAAUGAGCAUUUACAAAUUAUUAGAGGUGGUAAAAGAGAUAUAAGUGGCUUAAGAAUAAAAUGCUUUAUGGCACUCACUGUUAAGUUGAAAAACGAAACUUUUGAAGAGCACAUAAAGAAACCGAAAAUAUCUAACGGUGAUUCACUCCAUAGAUUAAAAUUUGUUGCACUGUUAAAUCAUAUACGUGACAUGUUUAAUUUUAGUCUCGAUCUUCAGCGCACCAAUUCAUGGGGAUAUGCACGUAAUUACGGUGAAUUUGACGGGAUUGUAGGUACUCUGCAGCGACGCGAAGCGGAUAUUGGUGGAUCACCUCUUUUUUUUAAGAUUGAAAGAGCGAAAGUGAUUGAUUAUAUAGUAGAUACCUGGCAGAGUAGACAGUGUUUCAUAUUCCGUCAUCCUAAGCAUUCCGGUGGUUUCUACACAAUCUACACGAGACCAUUGACUGCCAGAGUGUGGUACUGCAUACUGUGCGUACUCGCACUUUCGGCUAUCAUACUGCGGUUGAUGUUGAAAGUUAUAGCUCCAAGUCCGGAUGCCGAGAAUUCAGACUCUUCGUUUAGUUUGGCACUAUUAUUUAUAUGGAGUGCGAUAUGCCAACAAGGCAUGCCAGUCGACAGAAAUUCGACGUCCGUCAAAAUGGUAAUAUUCGUAACAUUCAUAUACGCGGUAACUUUGUAUCAGUACUACAACGCCACUGUGGUUUCCACAUUGCUGAGAGAGCCACCGAAAAACAUCAGAACCUUGGAGGAUCUCGUCAAAAGUAAUCUCAAGGCAGGAGCUGAAAACGUACUGUACGCAAAGGAUUUCUUCAAAUUUACGACCGAUGAAGUUGCUUUGGAAAUGUACCGUAAGAAGAUCGCGCCUGCCCACCAAUACAAUUUUUAUACAGUGGAACAUGGCAUGGCUUUGGUUAAGCGAGGGGGUUUCGCUUUUCACGUGGACAGUGGGCUAGCCUACAGAAUAAUGAGGCGUCAAUUCACUGAAAGGGAAAUUUGCGAAGCAUAUGAGAUUCUCUUGUAUCCACCUCAAAGAAUGGGAUUCGUUGUCAGGAAGUCCUCGCCGUAUAAGGAAUAUUUUAAGUAUGGGGUGAGAAAAGCUUUCGAGAGUGGUUUGAUGCACCGUUUGAAAUCAGAGUGGGACGUUUCAAAGCCGCUUUGUGUCCAUACGCCCGAUAGCAGCGUGUUUUCCGUGUCUAUACGAGAGUUUUCUACAGCCCUAUUGGCGCUUACGGGAGGAAUGGUGGCAUCUAUAAUCUUGCUUCUGGGAGAAAUAGUGGUGAAGAUGCAACAGACAAAGCGACGAAUGAGCCGCCAUAUUGCUUUUCAACAUUGAUUGGUUUUGCAGUUGUUACGUUACUUGAGAGUUAGAUAGAGUUUUAAGAUAUCUAUUAUUAUAAUUAUUUAGUUCCACUAUUAUAGUGGAAUGUAUGAAGUAAAAUAUCUUUUCCUUAUUCCUUAACCCCUAAGAUUUUGCACUAUUUGCGUGUAAGGUAUACUUGUUACCCGAAAACAAUAAUGAGAAACUUAGCUUUAUGUUAAUUUACGAAUGUUGUAAUAUUACCCAUACUUUUUUACUUACGCUAUUAAUGUGUAGGAUGUCUAAGGAUGCGUAGAAAAUUAAAUAAAACUUGUUUAUCUUCCAUCAGAUAUUUUUAUUUA